Messenger RNA from Hibiscus syriacus, 973 nucleotides. RefSeq lists its product as uncharacterized. The transcript has a single exon. The record is from RefSeq and is a predicted model, not a curated record. The coding region runs from base 20 to 958 and encodes 312 amino acids. NCBI's taxonomy places the organism in Eukaryota, Viridiplantae, Streptophyta, Magnoliopsida, Malvales, Malvaceae.
AGUCACAUUCGAAACUCCAAUGGCUAGUUUUCAAAGAAGAGUAAAACGAGUCACUGACCCGCUCGACGACAGGGUCAAGGCUCAACUCGUCGGCGCCCGUUAUUUCAGCAGCGGAAGCGAACACUCCGACUCUUCCACCGUCGUCGGAGAUGACUCUCCUUGCCUCUCUGAACUCGUUCAUUGUUUCCUUCAAGAUAACCACGACGAGUCCGAUCAACAGGCUGGUAAUGAUACUCACACCGCCGACGCCGAUGUAGUAGUUUCAGACCUUGAUGAUACGGCGCCGUUGGAGAUCGUCGUCAAGUCCAUUGCUCUUCUCAACAUGGAUUCUUAUGGGAAUCUACUCGUGGCCGACGUUUCGAAAGCAAUGGAAAUGCUUUCUUUUUUCAAAACGGAUAAAUCUGCUUUCAGGCGUGAAGUGAUGGUUUAUCUACGCGAGGCGGGCUACAACGCGGCGAUCUGCAAGACGAAAUGGAAUUCCUCGGAAGGCAUAACGGCCGGGGGCUACGAGUUCAUCGACGUAGUGCAAUCCGUAUCCUCCACGUGGCUGAACAGAUACUUCGUUGAUCUCGAUUUUGCGUCCGAGUUCGAAAUCGCGAUGCCGACAAGCGAGUACUCGAGGCUGUUGCAGUAUUGUCCUAGAGUUUUCGUGGGAAGAAGCGAGGAAUUGAAAAAGAUCGUGAGAGCCAUGAGCGAUUCAGCGAAAAGAUCGUUGAAGAGCAGAAAGUUAUCCCUUCCUCCUUGGAGAAAAAAUCGUUACAUGCAAAUGAAAUGGUUCGGUCCGUACCAUAGGACGACGAGUCAGACCCCGGCGAACUCCAGUUCGCUGACCGGAGCAACGGUCCAUCCAGUCAACGUCGUCCAAUGCCGCUACGUUGGCUUCGACGACGCUGUCAGCGGCAGUGUGUUUGUCCGUACGAGAUGCGCCUUUUCAAAAACACAUUUUUCACGAAAGUGAAAUUAUUAAUAUUAA